Molecule: messenger RNA, 2463 nt
Organism: Debaryomyces tyrocola
Lineage: Eukaryota; Fungi; Ascomycota; Pichiomycetes; Serinales; Debaryomycetaceae
Source: the annotation of a GenBank genome assembly
AUGGAUGCGAAUACACAGGCACCAAGGCCACAGUUUCGGUCAAUAUCAACAACAUCAAAUCUUUCAUUAAGCUCAUCCUCGAGCAGUAUCACAAGAGUAGCACUGGGACCAAUACAAGCGAUGGGAAAUAGUUUUAAUAGGGCGCCAAAUAGCGAAGAUAGUCUAUAUUACCAGAGUUUGCGCUUGAAACAGCGAUUGGAGUCGAUUGAGGAGAUGAAGCCAUUUUUAGCGGCAGCAUUCGAGGUGGCCGAGCAGAGUGCAGAGCAGCAGGCUUUGGCAUUAUCACAACAAUUACAAGAAGAUGUUAGGUCUAGUGGAGACAAUGAGUUCAGGGCAUCUAUGGGAUCGGGUGGGUUUUCAAUACACUCUGACACGUCUUCGAUGACUUCAGUGGGGACCAACAGUAGUCCCGGAAAUGCUAAUAAUAAUAUCUUCACAUUCACAGCAGGGGUGCUACCUGCGAAUAUUGGAGUGGAUCCAGCAACACAUUUGUGGAAGAUGUUUCAACAGGGAUCGUCGUUGUGUGCAUUAUUCAACUGCGUGGUGUCGGACUACUCGAUACCAAUUGUUGGCAGUGACGAUCUCAGAGUGUGUAAGAAGUCUGUAUAUGACUUUUUGAUAGCCGUGAAGAUGCAUUUAAGCUUUGAAGAUGAUUCAAUGUUCACCAUAUCCGAUGUAUUCCUGGAUAACACCCAUGACCUUUUAAAAGUAUUAAAAGUAGUGAAUAAAUUGGUGUCAUUAAAGACCUCUAAGAACCCAGUAAACUUUGAGGUGGAUCAGUUAGCAAUAGGUGAGCUUACCAUAAGCGAUGAUCGAUCAAAGGUGUUAAAGGAGAUGAUAGAAACUGAAAGGAAAUACGUCCAGGACUUGGAAUUGUUACUUGCGUACAGAAAUGACUUACAGAGUGCUGAGCUUGUCUCGAGUGAACAGAUACAUAUACUUUUUCCCAAUUUAAACGAGAUUAUAGAUUUUCAAAGAAGAUUUUUAAAUGGAUUGGAAUGCAACGUAAAUAUCCCACAUAAAUACCAGAGAAUUGGGUCAAUCUUUAUACAUGCUGCAGGCGGCCCGUUCCGUGCUUAUGAGCCGUGGACAAUUGGUCAAAUUUCGGCCAUUGACCUCAUAAACAAGGAACUGAUAAAUUUGAAGAAGUCAUCUACAUUAUUGGACCCGGGAUUUGAAUUACAAUCUUAUAUUAUAAAGCCAAUUCAAAGAUUAUGUAAAUACCCCUUAUUAUUGAAGGAAUUGAUUAAAAACUCGCCUAAAUCAAUGUCUGAUAGUAGCAGCUCCCAUUCUGCUGCGUAUAAUGAAUUGAUAUUGGCAAAUUCCGCUGUAAAAGAAGUAGCCAAUCAAGUCAACGAAGCUCAAAGAAGAUCUGAAAAUGUUGGUUACUUACAAAGUUUAAUUGAAAGGGUAAACAACUGGAGAGGUUUUAAUUUAAGGGACCAGGGUGAACUACUUCAUCAUGGCGUGGUGGGUGUUAAAGAUGCAGAAAACGAAAAGGAAUAUUUCGCUUACUUAUUUGAAAAGAUAAUAUUUUUCUUCAUUGAUGGUUCAAAUAUCUCAAAAGAUAAAGAAGGUAAAAAGAAAAGAGAUAUUUUGUCUUCCAGAAAGAAAUCUCAAUCAUCAUCAACAACAAAUCUCUUGGAUACAUUGAAUCACGCUAAGGAUAAAUCUUUGCUAGAAUUAAAGGGUAGAGUGUACAUCCUGGAAAUUUAUAAUAUUUCAAUAUCGAAUUCUCAAGGAUACACACUAGUUAUUUCAUGGUCUGGUAAGAAGGAAAGCGGGUCAUUCACUUUAAGAUAUAGAACGGAAGAAUUAAGGAAUCAAUGGGAGAAAUGCUUAAGAACUUUGAAGACGAACGAAAUGAAUAAUCAGAUUCAUAGAAAAUUACGCGAUUCACAUGGAUCAUUGUUAACUAAUGAUUCUUCAGGAUACGAUGGUAGUUAUGGUCACAAUUCUCAUGAUGGGUAUUCAUCCAGAUCCUCAAAUGGCUCCACCUAUCAACGUCAUCAUUCGUCGUCAUCCACAUUCAGUAUGAUGAGACAAUCCAGAUCAAAGUCUUCCUCCGACCAUCAAAAUGCCCGUACCUCUUCAUCUUCAUUAUCCAACUCUGCAAAUAAUGCAAUGCCUGAUAAGAACGAAUAUUCAUUCCUGUCUGCCUCUUCUGGUUCUUCCAUGGUCGCAAUUAAACUAGUUUAUAAUAAGAUCGAAAUUCAAGAUAUAUUACUUGUUUCCACUGCCAUCCAGUUUAACGAUUUGCAUCUGAAAAUAUCUUCCAAAAUUGCUGCCAGCAAUGAGGUCAAUGAUGAUAUCCUUGUCAAUAAAUUGAAGUACAAGGACGAGGAUGGCGAUUUUGUGAUCAUGGACUCUAAUGAUGACUGGACUUUAGCCAUGGAUACUUUGGAUGAACUUAACGAAAAUAACGAGAGUGAUGAGCGUAUUAUAACAAUAUGGGCAUCGUGA